Helobdella robusta is the source of this 579-nucleotide messenger RNA. RefSeq lists its product as hypothetical. The transcript is spliced from 5 exons. Gene Ontology annotation, cellular component: endoplasmic reticulum. The annotation marks the transcript as partial. Lineage: Eukaryota; Metazoa; Annelida; Clitellata; Rhynchobdellida; Glossiphoniidae. The record is from RefSeq and is a predicted model, not a curated record.
AAGAUUGGUGUUUACGAUAAGCAACCAUGGGAGAGGACCAUAGAGAGAGUUGUCAGUCAGAGCCUGCACAAUUUGACGAAGAAGAGAGCCAAAGUGAACAAAGAUCUGAUUGAUGUCGACCUCGUCAGAGGUUCGACAUUUUCCAAGAUCAAGCCUCGUCACAGCUGGUUGACAAUCUCUCGAAUGUCACUUGUCAGAAUCUUGCUCCUACCUCUCUACUACAAAUGGUGGGUAGAUUGUUGUGGUAGGUCGACGUUCAUCUUGCUUGCGUUCCUCUACGCCCUUCAAUCCAGCGCGUUCUACAUCUAUUUCACCGACGAUCUCACUCCAAAUGAUGAGGUGGCUCUCUCCCUGGCCCACCUGCUAACUCCAUGCAUCAUGAUUCUAGUCCUGGCCAUUGUUCAUACUCAGAUUGUUUCGUCGUCUUCAGCUGCUGCCAUUCAACACCAGCAACAACAACAACAGCAGCAACAACAACAGCAGCAACAACAGAAAGAUAAGACGUCCUCCACGUAUAAGAUCUCACAGUACAGAGAUAGGUUUGCAUUUUGUCUACAUAUACUUAGAAUGAUGAUAUGA